AUGACCACCUGCAGCCGCCAGUUCACCUCCAGCUCCAUGAAGGGCUCCUGUGGCAUCGGCGGUGGCUCCAGCCGCAUGUCCUCCGUCUUGGCCGGAGGGUCCUGCCGGGCCCCCAGUGCCUACGGGGGCAUGUCUGUCACCUCCUCCCGCUUCUCCUCUGGUGGAGCCUGCGGGAUGGGGGGUGGCUAUGGUGGCGGCUUCAGCAGUAGCAGCAGCUUUGGUGGGGCCCUGGGUAGUGGCUUUGGUGGAGGCUUUGGUGGUGGUUUUGGUGGUGGCUUUGGUGGUGGCUUUGGUGGUGGCUUUGGUGGUGGUGAUGGGCUUCUGGUGGGCAGUGAGAAGGUCACCAUGCAGAACCUCAAUGAUCGCCUGGCCUCCUACCUGGACAAGGUGCGUGCCCUGGAGGAGGCCAACACCGACCUGGAGGUGAAGAUCCGUGACUGGUACCAGAGGCAGCGGCCGGCUGAGAUCAAAGACUACAGCUCCUACUUCAAGACCAUUGAGGAGCUGCGGAACAAGAUCCUCACGGCCACUGUGGACAAUGCCAAUGUCCUCCUGCAGAUUGAUAAUGCCCGCUUGGCAGCCGAUGACUUCCGUACCAAGUACGAGACAGAGCUGAACCUACGCAUGAGUGUGGAGGCCGACAUCAACGGACUGCGCAGGGUGCUGGACGAGCUGACCCUGGCCAGAGCUGACCUGGAGAUGCAGAUCGAGAGCCUGAAAGAAGAGCUGGCCUACCUGAGGAAGAACCAUGAGGAGGAGAUGAAUUCUAUGAGAGGCCAGGUGGGCGGAGAUGUCAACGUGGAGAUGGACGCCGCUCCUGGCGUGGACCUGAGCCGCAUCCUGAACGAGAUGCGCGACCAGUACGAGAAGAUGGCGGAGAAGAACCGCAAGGACGCGGAGGACUGGUUCUUUACCAAGACGGAGGAGCUGAACCGUGAGGUGGCCACCAACAGCGAGCUGGUGCAGAGUGGCAAGAGCGAGAUCUCGGAGCUGCGCCGCUCCGUGCAGAACCUGGAAAUCGAGCUGCAGUCUCAGCUCAGCAUGAAAGCAUCCCUGGAGAACAGCCUGGAGGAGACCAAAGGCCGCUACUGCAUGCAGCUGUCCCAGAUCCAGGAGAUGAUUGGAGGGGUGGAGGAGCAGCUGGCACAGCUGCGCUGCGAGAUGGAGCAGCAGAACCAGGAGUACAAGAUCCUGCUGGAUGUGAAGACGCGGCUGGAGCAGGAGAUUGCCACCUACCGCCGCCUGCUGGAGGGCGAGGAUGCCCACCUCUCCUCCUCUCAGUUCUCUUCUGGCUCUCAAUCAUCCAGAGACGUGACCUCCUCCAGCCGACAGAUCCGCACCAAGGUUGUGGACGUGCAUGACGGCAAGGUGGUAUCGUCCCACGAGCAGGUCCUUCGCACCAAGAACUAAGAAUGCUCAGCACAGUUCAGGCCUAGGAACCCCCGCCCUUGGGGACACAGCCCUUGCUGGGGGGUCUCCUUUUGCACCCCAGG
Molecule: messenger RNA, 1493 nt
Organism: Ochotona princeps (American pika)
Lineage: Eukaryota; Metazoa; Chordata; Mammalia; Lagomorpha; Ochotonidae
Product: keratin, type I cytoskeletal 14
Exons: 8
Coding region: 1-1410 (469 amino acids)
Cellular component (GO): keratin filament
Molecular function (GO): structural molecule activity
Source: RefSeq, a predicted model, not a curated record